Messenger RNA from Sturnus vulgaris (Common starling), 1414 nucleotides. It is a transcript of the gene ADORA3, whose product is annotated as adenosine A3 receptor. Gene Ontology annotation, cellular component: synapse; dendrite; plasma membrane. Gene Ontology annotation, molecular function: G protein-coupled adenosine receptor activity. The record is from RefSeq and is a predicted model, not a curated record. Gene Ontology annotation, biological process: G protein-coupled adenosine receptor signaling pathway. Lineage: Eukaryota; Metazoa; Chordata; Aves; Passeriformes; Sturnidae.
CCGAUAAGAAGGACUGUGGAAGAUUUCCCACGCUGUCCCUUCAAAACAUCUUCCCAGGGCACUUUGCUGACUCGAGGCUGCUGAAGGGAUGCAGUGAGCUUCAGGAGGGGUCUCCAGACAGGGAAAGGGCUCCUGGAUGCUGAGAUAUCUGCAGCUGGUUUGCCGCCCGAGUGCUGAGGACAUGGAAUAGCACAGAGGUUUGGACGCUGGACAAUCUCUGGGACGAGCAGCAGCCACUGCAGGUCCCACACGUGGCCAUCGAUGCCCACAUUUCCUUCCGCAGCCGCAGCCGGGGCAGGAGCAGCUGCAGCAGCUCACGAUGCCAAACAGCAGCCUGGCCCUGAGCAGCCUGGACGGGAUCUACAUCGGCACCGAGUGCCUGGUGGCCCUGCUUGCCACGCUGGGCAACGUGCUGGUGAUCUGGGUGGUGAGGCUGCAGGCCUUGCAGAACACCACGCUCUAUUUCAUCGCGUCCCUGGCGCUGGCCGACGUCGCCGUGGGGCUGCUGGUCAUGCCCCUGGCCAUCGUGGUGAGCCUGGGCAUCGCCAUGCCCGCCUACAGCUGCCUCUUCGUGUGCUGCCUGCUCGUGGUGUUCACCAACGCCUCCAUCCUGUCCCUGCUGGCCAUCGCCAUCGACAGGUACCUGCGGGUCAAGCUGCCCACCAGAUAUAAAAUAAUCACUACAGAGAGGAGAGUUUGGUGGGCCCUGGGGCUGUGCUGGUCGCUGUCCCUGCUGGGAGGGCUCGUGCCCAUGUUUGGCUGGAACCAGGCAGAGCCCAGGAGCUCCAGCCCCCUGAGGUGCCGGUUCAUCGCCGUGAUGAGGAUGGAUUACAUGGUUUAUUUCUGCUUCUUCACAUGGACCCUCGUGCCCCUGCUCAUCAUGUGUGCUCUGUAUGCUGAGAUCUUCUACAUCAUCCACACAAAGCUCAGCCAAGGGACCAGUGUCAGAGGGGCUGGGGCUUUCUAUGGCCAGGAGUUCAAGACAGCCAAGUCUCUCGCACUUGUUCUCUUCCUGUUUGCAAUCUCCUGGCUGCCUCUGUGCAUUAUAAACUGUGUUUCCUAUUUUUACCCCGAGUCUAAGAUCCCUCCAUAUUUGAUUUACUUGGCAAUCCUCUUAUCCCAUGCCAAUUCUGCCAUGAACCCCAUUAUCUAUGCCUACAAGAUAAAGAAGUUCAAAACCACAUACCUUUUAAUUUUAAGGACCUAUAUCUUGUGCAAAAAACCAGACCCAGACCUUACAGAGCAAACAACAGACCCACAGUCAUGAAUAAAGGUUGCAUCUGCCAGUGGGUACCAGAGCAUUGAUAAAGCUUUGCUAAGAAACUCUUGGGAAACUGCAGCAACCUGUGGAUCUGAAGCUGCUCUAAAGCUGUAUGUGAAUAUAUGUCUUCAUGUAAUAUAAUUCCUAAACACA